CUCCCACACAGCGGCGGCGGCGGCAGCGGCGGUUCCUUUGUCCCCCCCAGAAGGAGACCCCGGGCCGCCCGCUCGCUCGCUCCCCCCCCGGCGGGGAUGGACCCCGCGAGCGGCUCCUCCAGGGACGGGCACGCACUGAAUUAAAAACUGGUAAUCCUGAGACCUCAAUCCCUCCUCCAUCACCACAUGGGCUCUGGGCUGUGAGAUAUCAGAGACCUCAAUGUCCACAGGAUACUACUUUGAGAAAUUCCAUUGAAGAUGUCCACUCCAGAUCCUCCAAUGGCAGGAACUCCUCGCCCAGGGCCUUCUCCUGGACCCGGCCCAUCACCUGGUGCAAUGUUGGGCCCCAGUCCUGGACCCUCGCCUGGCUCUGCACAUAGUAUGAUGGGACCCAGCCCUGGACCACCUUCAGCAGGACACGCUAUCCCACCUCAGGGGUCUGGGGGCUAUGCUCAGGACAAUAUGCAUCAGAUGCACAAGCCAAUGGAUUCCAUGCAUGAGAAGGGAAUAUCUGAUGACCCUCGGUACGGCCAGAUGAAGGGGAUGGGAAUGAGGCCAGGUGGGCACACAGGAAUGGGUCCUCCUCCAAGCCCAAUGGAUCAGCAUUCUCAAGGUUACCCUUCUCCGCUCGGUGGUUCUGAGCAUGCCUCAAGCCCAGUUCCAGCUAAUGGUCCAUCCUCUGGCUCGCAAAUGUCCUCCGGUCCUGGCGGAGUCCCAUUGGACGGUACUGACCCACAGGCAUUAGGACAACAGAACCGGGGCCCAACCCCUUUUAACCAGAACCAGCUGCACCAAUUAAGAGCUCAGAUCAUGGCCUAUAAGAUGCUUGCCAGAGGGCAGCCUUUACCUGACCAUCUUCAGAUGGCAGUGCAGGGAAAGAGACCAAUGCCUGGAAUGCAGCAGCAAAUGCCGACGCUACCUCCACCCUCUGUAUCUGGGACAGGGCCAGUGCAAGGAGCAGGGCCUGGGCCUGGACCAGGACCAACACCUCCAAAUUACAACAGACCUCAUGGUAUAGGAGGGCCUAACAUGCCGCCUCCUGGACCCUCAGGAGUUCCCCCAGGAAUGCCUGGGCAGCCCCCUGGUGCACCCCCAAAGCCCUGGCCUGAAGGACCAAUGGCAAAUGCUGCAGCCCCCACUAGCACACCUCAGAAACUGAUUCCUCCUCAGCCAACUGGCCGUCCUUCACCAGCACCCCCAGCGGUACCUCCUGCAGCAUCUCCUGUAAUGCCACCCCAAACUCAGUCACCCGGGCAGCCAGCCCAGCCUGCCCCCAUGGUGCAGCUCCAUCAGAAGCAGAAUCGUAUCACGCCGAUCCAGAAGCCAAGAGGACUUGACCCAGUGGAAAUCCUUCAGGAGAGGGAAUACAGAUUGCAGGCUCGCAUUGCUCACAGAAUCCAAGAGCUAGAAAACCUGCCUGGGUCCCUGGCUGGUGACCUGAGAACCAAAGCUACCAUUGAACUGAAAGCACUAAGACUGCUUAACUUCCAGAGACAGCUGCGUCAGGAAGUCGUGGUGUGCAUGAGACGAGACACUGCCCUGGAAACGGCACUGAAUGCCAAGGCAUACAAACGCAGCAAGCGGCAGUCCCUGCGCGAGGCUCGCAUCACGGAGAAACUGGAGAAACAACAGAAGAUCGAGCAAGAACGGAAACGCAGACAAAAGCACCAGGAAUACCUCAAUAGCAUUCUCCAGCAUGCCAAGGAUUUCAAAGAAUACCAUCGAUCCGUCACGGGCAAAAUUCAAAAGCUUACAAAAGCUGUGGCCACUUACCAUGCUAACACUGAGCGUGAGCAGAAGAAAGAGAAUGAGAGGAUCGAGAAAGAGCGAAUGCGCAGGUUGAUGGCUGAGGAUGAAGAAGGGUAUCGUAAGCUUAUCGAUCAGAAGAAAGAUAAGCGCUUGGCAUAUCUACUCCAGCAGACAGACGAGUAUGUGGCCAACCUGACCGAGCUGGUGCGACAGCACAAGGCCGCACAGGUGGCAAAGGAGAAAAAGAAGAAAAAGAAAAAGAAGAAGGCAGAGAAUGCAGAAGGGCAAACUCCUGCAAUUGGACCAGAUGGCGAACCUCUGGAUGAGACCAGCCAAAUGAGUGAUCUCCCUGUGAAAGUGAUCCAUGUGGAAAGCGGUAAAAUCCUUACUGGCACAGAUGCUCCAAAGGCUGGACAGCUGGACACGUGGUUGGAAAUGAACCCAGGAUAUGAAGUAGCUCCCAGAUCUGACAGUGAAGAAAGUGGGUCAGAGGAGGAGGAAGAGGAGGAGGAAGAGGAGCAGCCGCAACCUGCCCAGCCUGCCCUGCCUGUGGAGGAAAAGAAGAAGAUCCCAGAUCCAGACAGUGAUGAUGUGUCAGAAGUCGACGCCAGGCACAUUAUUGAAAAUGCUAAGCAAGAUGUUGAUGAUGAGUAUGGGGUCUCCCAAGCUCUGGCGAGGGGAUUACAAUCUUACUACGCUGUGGCCCACGCGGUCACUGAACGAGUGGACAAACAGUCCACGCUCAUGGUCAAUGGCGUCCUCAAACAAUACCAGAUUAAAGGCUUGGAGUGGCUCGUCUCUUUGUACAAUAAUAACCUGAAUGGUAUCCUGGCGGAUGAGAUGGGUCUGGGCAAAACGAUCCAGACCAUCGCUUUAAUCACAUACCUCAUGGAGCACAAGCGUAUCAAUGGACCCUUCCUCAUUAUCGUACCUCUCUCAACGUUGUCAAACUGGGCAUAUGAAUUUGAUAAAUGGGCUCCUUCUGUGGUGAAGGUCUCAUACAAGGGCUCUCCAGCAGCAAGACGGGCAUUUGUACCUCAGCUUCGAAGUGGGAAAUUUAAUGUCUUGCUCACAACCUACGAGUACAUCAUCAAAGAUAAGCACAUUCUUGCCAAGAUUCGCUGGAAGUACAUGAUAGUUGAUGAAGGUCACAGAAUGAAGAAUCACCACUGUAAGCUAACCCAAGUCCUCAACACACACUACGUAGCGCCGCGUCGUUUGCUGCUGACAGGAACUCCACUACAGAAUAAGCUGCCAGAGCUGUGGGCUCUACUCAAUUUCCUCCUUCCUACCAUCUUCAAGAGCUGUAGCACAUUUGAGCAGUGGUUUAAUGCUCCCUUUGCCAUGACCGGAGAGAAGGUGGAUUUGAAUGAAGAAGAAACUAUUCUGAUUAUCCGUCGUUUGCACAAAGUGCUGCGUCCCUUCCUGCUCAGACGGUUAAAGAAGGAGGUAGAAGCACAACUGCCUGAAAAGGUGGAGUAUGUGAUCAAGUGUGACAUGUCAGCAUUACAGAGGGUGCUGUAUAGACACAUGCAGGCCAAGGGCGUGCUGCUCACCGAUGGCUCGGAGAAGGAUAAAAAGGGCAAAGGUGGUACAAAAACCCUGAUGAACACCAUCAUGCAGCUGAGGAAGAUCUGUAACCAUCCGUACAUGUUUCAGCACAUAGAGGAAUCCUUUUCAGAGCACUUAGGUUUCACUGGAGGUAUUGUACAGGGACUAGACCUGUACCGAGCAUCUGGCAAAUUCGAGCUCCUGGACCGGAUUCUUCCCAAACUACGAGCCACCAACCACAAGGUGCUGCUGUUCUGCCAGAUGACCUCGCUCAUGACCAUCAUGGAAGACUACUUUGCAUACCGCGGCUUCAAAUACCUCCGGCUGGACGGAACCACUAAAGCUGAAGACCGCGGCAUGCUGCUGAAGACCUUCAACGAGCCCGGCUCUGAAUAUUUCAUUUUCCUGCUGAGCACUCGAGCCGGAGGGCUGGGACUGAACUUACAGUCUGCAGAUACUGUGAUUAUUUUUGACAGUGACUGGAAUCCGCACCAGGAUUUGCAGGCCCAGGACCGAGCGCAUCGUAUUGGGCAGCAGAACGAGGUGCGUGUGCUCCGCCUCUGCACCGUGAACAGCGUGGAGGAGAAGAUCCUGGCUGCAGCCAAGUACAAGCUAAACGUUGAUCAGAAGGUCAUCCAGGCCGGCAUGUUCGACCAGAAAUCCUCCAGCCACGAGCGGAGGGCUUUCCUCCAGGCUAUCCUAGAGCACGAGGAGCAGGAUGAGAACAGAUACAGCACGGGCAGCGGCAGUGGCAGUGCAAGUUUCCCCCACACUGCCUCAACCCUGUGCCUGAACCCUGACUUGGAGGAGCCACCUCUAAAGGAAGAAGAUGAAGUUCCCGACGAUGAAACGGUCAACCAGAUGAUUGCCCGUCAUGAAGAGGAAUUUGACCUUUUUAUGCGCAUGGACCUGGACCGCAGGCGGGAGGAAGCACGCAAUCCAAAGCGAAAGCCACGUCUAAUGGAAGAGGACGAGCUGCCGUCCUGGAUUAUUAAGGAUGAUGCUGAGGUGGAGAGGCUCACCUGUGAGGAGGAGGAGGAGAAGAUGUUUGGGCGAGGGUCACGUCACCGUAAGGAGGUGGACUACAGUGACUCGCUUACCGAGAAACAGUGGCUCAAGGUAUACAUGGCUAUAGAGGAGGGCACGCUGGAGGAGAUCGAGGAGGAGGUUCGUCAGAAGAAAUCUUCCCGCAAACGCAAGCGAGAUGUUGACGUUGGCUCUGCCACCCCGACUACCAGCACCCGCAGCCGGGACAAAGACGAUGAUAGCAAAAAGCAGAAAAAGCGUGGCAGGCCUCCCGCCGAAAAGCUCUCCCCAAACCCCCCCAACCUCACCAAAAAAAUGAAGAAGAUCGUGGAUGCUGUGAUUAAAUACAAGGACAGUAGUAGUGGACGCCAGCUUAGCGAAGUCUUCAUCCAGCUGCCUUCUCGCAAAGAGCUCCCGGAGUACUACGAGCUCAUCCGCAAGCCAGUGGAUUUCAAAAAAAUAAAGGAACGCAUCCGCAACCACAAGUACCGCAGCCUGAAUGACCUGGAGAAGGACGUCAUGCUGCUGUGUCAGAACGCACAAACCUUUAAUCUGGAAGGCUCUCUGAUCUACGAAGACUCGAUAGUGCUGCAAUCCGUCUUCACCAGCGUGAGGCAGAAAAUUGAGAAAGAGGAAGACAGUGAAGGUGAGGAGAGUGAGGAGGAGGAGGAAGGAGAAGAGGAAGGAUCUGAAUCAGAGUCUCGCUCCGUCAAGGUGAGGAUCAAACUGGGCAGAAAGGAGAAAGCACAAGACCGGCUGAAGGGUCGCAGGCGAACCAGCCGUGGCUCCCGGGCCAAGCCAGUGGUUAGUGACGACGAUAGCGAAGAGGAGCAGGAAGAGGAUCGCUCAGGAAGUGGCACUGAAGAUGAUUAAGCAACAUUCCAUGGUCCAGACCACCAGAGCCGAUCUUUCCAAAGCGGACACGCCGUAUCGCUUUAGCUCUAACGGGUAGCAACAAAUGUAGUAUCAGACUUCAGUAAACUGUAUAAAACUCUUCCAUAUUUAUACUGCAGAGAAGAUGUAGGACUGUUUGUGUCUUGCCUUGUCCUGACAUCAGUAGCGUUUGUUACAGCAUUAACUGUUUAAGAGAAUUAUGAAUCGGGGAACACUUGAUAUCUAUUUUUUCUUUUUAUGGCAGUACUGUUUCAGUUGCAGUAUUGAAUCACUGUAGUUUUAAACUGUGGAUGCAUGUGUGUAGCACUCCACUCCUAGUACUGUAUUUUAUUAAACCGGUCAACCCGCCAGCUGCCCGCCAGUUGACAAGGGUGGCGGCGGUGACUGUGUGUGUCAAUGUCACUGGAUUUCAAACAGUAAUAAAUUAAACAGAACGUUA
Molecule: messenger RNA, 5659 nt
Organism: Malaclemys terrapin pileata
Lineage: Eukaryota; Metazoa; Chordata; Testudines; Emydidae
Gene: SMARCA4
Product: SWI/SNF related, matrix associated, actin dependent regulator of chromatin, subfamily a, member 4
Exons: 36
Coding region: 259-5199 (1646 amino acids)
Biological process (GO): positive regulation of transcription by RNA polymerase II
Cellular component (GO): nucleus
Molecular function (GO): histone binding; DNA binding; ATP-dependent chromatin remodeler activity
Source: RefSeq, a predicted model, not a curated record